Molecule: messenger RNA, 522 nt
Organism: Parascedosporium putredinis
Lineage: Eukaryota; Fungi; Ascomycota; Sordariomycetes; Microascales; Microascaceae
Source: the annotation of a GenBank genome assembly
AUGAUGUUCUCGCGGUACAUGGCCGCUUGCGCCGACAUCAUGCAGGAGAUUGAUCCGGACCUCGCCACUAAGAUGAGUGGAUUUGCCGGCGUUGUUAGGGCUGGUGUGGAGAGGUACGGCAAGUUCAAGCAUCCCGAGUUUGGCGAGAUGUACGCGUACGAGGUGGACGGGUACGGAGGCCGAUAUCUCAUGGACGACGCCAACAUACCGAGCCUGCUGAGCAUACCGAUGCUCGGCUACCUAGACAUGAAAGACCCGGUCUACCUCAACACUCGAAAAUUUGUCCUUAGCACCGAGAAUCCGUACUACAUGUACGGCCCCGUCCUCAACGCCACGGGAGGGCCUCAUAUCGGACCGGGGAUGGCGUGGCCCAUGGCCCUAAUUGUGCAGCUCCUGACCUCUGAUAACGACUACGAGAUUGAAGUGGGCAUCAAACAAUUGCUAUCAUCGACAGAUAACCUCGGCCUUAUGCACGAGUCCAUACAUUCCCAUGACCAGCAUAGGUGGACGAGAUCCUGGUGA